CAGACGCGUAGCGAAUAUCAGGCUAAAAGAUAAAUUAGCAUUCGAUUUAGCGAAAAAUGAAUUUUCUCAACACCAAAAGCGCAUCCUGUUCGCACUGACUAAUAUUUCUCACAUCUUUCUAACGACUAGGUACUUCAAAUGUAUUAAAAUCGUGUUACAUAUUUGCUUUCUCCCAUUUUAUCCCUGUUAUUGUUAAAAAUUGCAAAACUCGGAUGCUGAAGUUUGCCGUCCUUUUAAACUAGUAGGUAGAAUUAAUAUUUUGACGAAAACGGAAGUGCACGUGAUUUCAACCAAAUAGAAAAGAUAACACGAUAUGAUCAAGCUACGCAUUUCGCUGCGACAAAUUUAUGCGUUCGUAGGCUAUUGCGUACUGUUAGUAUAUCUGCUGUGGCCGGGUAGAUUCGCGAGCCGGUACGAUUACAUCGAGGGAGAGGAAAUCUACGAUCAGCUGGUGCGAAAAACGACAAAGAAUGUGAGCCUGAUGCGGAACGGAAUUCGCUGUGACUACAGCGAUGUGAUCGAAGAAAACGUGUACCUUUAUCGGAGGCCUUUCACCGAAGAGAUUAUUAACAAUAACGUGAAAUUGGGUGGCGAAUGGCACCCGGAGGAUUGUCUUCCCAGCUUUAGCACUGCAAUAAUUGUCCCUUAUCGGCAGCGGGAGCGCCAGCUGAACCAGUUCCUAAUCUAUAUGCAUAAUUACCUGCGAAGGCAGAGGAUUCACUAUCGGAUUUUUGUGAUUGAGCAGUACGAUCCGAAGCCAUUCAAUCGGGCUAAAUUGUUCAACAUCGGAGCAUUGAUAGCUAUGAAGCUGGAUUAUCCUUGCUUGGUGUUGCAUGAUGUGGAUCUGAUGCCGCUGCAGUUGGGCAAUUUGUACGCUUGCUCCCGCCAGCCGCGGCACAUGUGUUCUAGUUUGGACGUUUUUAGAUACAAUUUGCCCUACAGGGGCCUUUUUGGAGGGGCGAUCUCUAUUCAGUCCCACCAGUUCAUGAAGGUCAACGGUAUGUCGAACAUGUUUAGCGGCUGGGGCGGUGAGGAUGAUGAUUUCUAUAGUCGUUUGGAAAAUAAGGAAAUCGAGAUAUGCCGCUUUAGUCCGGAAUACAGUCGAUACAUGAUGUUGAAACAUCGCAAGGAACAACCGAGCAAGGAUCGGGUUGCUUUUCUACGGAAUGGUCACUUGAGGUAUCACACCGAUGGGCUUAAUUCGUUGGUCUAUAAAGAAGUCGGCUUUAAAAUGCACAAUUUAUUCACGCACGUUUUGGUCGAGACGUAGACAGAUUUUACGCCCUAGUGCACUGAGUGGUUCAGUAACCUAGGAAGCACGUAGUUGUUACAAGAUUUACAGUCCUUAUCAUAAGGAGUUGCUGUUUCACUGUUCUGGAAAAAAAGGCAGUAGAAAUGAUGCCCACAUCUGUUUUUAAAACUACGAAUGAAUUAGCAAUGCAGUAAAACCAAAUGGAAAAUUAUAUUUUCAUUGCUCUACCGUACUUAGUGUGUAGGUAUUAGGACAAUAGUAACGAAAAUGCUUUGCAAGCAUCCAUCUUCUACUGUUUCCUACUCAUUUACAUGAUCUCAAAAACUGAGAUUUGUAGAAAAACGAAUGCACUUAUUGGUUCAAGGGAAGAAAAAGCCAUAAAAUUGAAACUUAUCAUUCUGUCAUGAAAGUAGAAUACUAAGCAACGUAAAAUAGACAGAUGGGUAGCAAUUGAGCAACAGAUUUUUUGCACAAAUUUAGCACAUCAAGUAAGGAGAUAGCAACAUUAUGAACUUUUUAAAGGUUCAUUAAAGUGAUACUUUGAAUCCAUACCUAAGAUCUUGGUCAAUUAAAGAGCCAGUUUGGGCGAGCAAACAGUUUUUACAGUGAUUUGAAAUGUGUUGGAUAAUGAUAUAAUAGUAACACAAUUUAAAGGCCUUAUUCAGCUUCAGCAUCAUUAUAUGAUUUGGUUAAUUGAACAAAAAUAGGUCCUGUUUGAAUGUUACCUUUAAAGUGUUAGCGACAGAUUUCCCUCUAAGAUCGAUCGUAGCUGACAGUGCUUUUGAGCAAAAGUGCUUUUUUGUUAGAAGGUUUAUAGUUCAAUUAGUAUUAUUUUCACAAUUAGCAGAUAGAGAUCGAUACUUUAAAACUAGUCUGUAAGUAGGAUUUUUCAAUUUGCAAAUAAACCAAAAAUAAACAAUAUAUCAAAAACGGUAGGCUUCUAGGUCGGUGAAGUUAAUCAUGUUCCACUUGAUCAUAAUAUUACACAAUAUUAAUGCAUAUAAGAAAAAAAAGAAUAAAAAACAAAUUUUGCUGAAUCAGUCGUAAAGUUAGACCUGAGCAGGACACCUUGUAUCUUAAUUUUUGGUUUAUGGUUUAGCAAUUUAUACGCAUAUCCUAUAGUUUUAUUACUUUUCUCGUGUAUUUUGCUGUUAAAAACCAAUGUUAGUUUCAUGAAACUACUACCAUAGUUUGCAAGGUAUUUCACAAACUAAGAGGUAUCUAGUCUUUUUAUUGUAUGGAAAGUAAAAAAAAUAAAUUUUUGUUUUACUAAUCUAAUCUCCCAGUUGUUUUCAAGUUACGAUGCUGGUCUAACAAGCCGGCUAUUGUAGGUUCUAAUAUCGACUGGAAGAGACCAAUAGUCAAGUCAGGAUCGCAGCACUGGCCCAGCAACUCUGUCGAAUAAACGAAGGUUAUUUUCAAUGAUUCAACUGCCAAUCGGUUGAUGGAAGCGAAAAAAACCGAAGCUGAAUUUAAAAAGUUAAGAAAAAUUUUGACGCUAGGAAACUGUACAUGAUGCAAGAAUGACCUACAAUGAUGUUAGAACAAACACAUUUUGUCCGAGCCUGAAAUUCAAUAAAG
This is a messenger RNA of Sabethes cyaneus, 2833 nucleotides long. Its product is annotated as beta-1,4-galactosyltransferase 2. The transcript has 2 exons. The record is from RefSeq and is a predicted model, not a curated record. Lineage: Eukaryota; Metazoa; Arthropoda; Insecta; Diptera; Culicidae. Gene Ontology annotation, molecular function: N-acetyl-beta-glucosaminyl-derivative 4-beta-N-acetylgalactosaminyltransferase activity. Gene Ontology annotation, biological process: carbohydrate metabolic process; glycosphingolipid biosynthetic process. Bases 314 to 1270 code for a protein of 318 amino acids.